Pecten maximus is the source of this 10209-nucleotide messenger RNA. Its product is annotated as zinc finger ZZ-type and EF-hand domain-containing protein 1-like. Lineage: Eukaryota; Metazoa; Mollusca; Bivalvia; Pectinida; Pectinidae. Gene Ontology annotation, molecular function: zinc ion binding; calcium ion binding. The record is from RefSeq and is a predicted model, not a curated record.
CGUCAAGUUUCACUUCAGCGACAGAGCGACAGGGAUAUCAGAUCAGGGAAAGGAAAAACUGUUUCCGAGCUGCUGGGAGAUGGGGAACAGUCCCAGCAACAGCGAUGUAGAAGAGGAUCGAGAUUUUAAAGAGCUGGAUGAUGGCAACUCUGACAAUGAAGAUGGAGAUAAAGAUGGCUUUACUACAACAGAUUUGAGUGGACUGUUCAACCAUACAACUCUCAGGAAUUUCGCUGCAAAGAUAAAAGAGGAAAUUCCUGAAAAUGUCUUGCAACAAUACAGAUUCCAGAUUGUCAGAUGGCUGGAAGACAGAGAAAGUAAAAUGGAGGAGACUUUGACGAUUGCUCAUUUCUGUGAUUGGCUAAUGAACAAAGGUGUUUCUAGAGAUGAUGCUAUCAAGGCAUUCCAGCAAUUUGAUGUGGAUGGAAGUGGGGUUGUGGAAGUAGAUACCGUCCUAGAGACAGUCAAGUCAAUCAAUGGACCCAACAUUCUAGGCGAACUUGGGCGCAGCAUUCGCAUGCUCCAGGCUUGCUCGCUUGUCCCCGGAUUUGUUGAUGUAUAUUCUGGUGACAAGAAUGCUGUCAAACACCACUCUGAAAGGAUACUAAAGUACUUGCUGCGGAACAGAUCCCCCAGCCUGAGUCUACCAUUCCCCUACCUCAACGGGUUUAACAACACCACAAGCAUGAGGAACUCAGUGCUCAAGUCCACUUUCAAAAGUCUAAAAGAAUCAGCCCAGAUGGGUGGGCAGGCAUCACUGGGAACAGGAGAGGAAGUCCGCACCAUCAGUCCGUGUCACACCAGUAUAGAGGUGUCAUCCAACACAGCCGAUGUUUACAGAAUUACUAAUGGUGACCCCAACACAUUUUGGCAGUCAGAUGGAUCUGCACGCUCACACUGGAUGAGACUACACAUCAAACACAAUGUAGUGAUAAAGAGCUUGUCUAUAUCUGUGGCCUCGUCCGACUCCAGCUACAUGCCAGAGGUGGUGUCUAUCGCUGGAGGAAAAAGCUACCGAGGCCUACGACCAAUCAAAGAAGUACGAAUUCCCAGCCACAUAACAGGAGAAUUUCUUUUGUUGAAGAAUGCAAAGAUAUUUUACCCAAUCAUUCAGAUCAACAUAAAGAAGUGUAGAAAUGACGGCUGUGACACGAGGAUCCAUGGAAUCAAAACUGUCGGAUACAAGGUGAUCCGUGAGGCCAGUGUCAGUGUAGCUGAUGCCGCAGCUAUCUGGUAUCUACAAAUCCUAGCCACCACUGUAACCAUGACAAUGCCACUUGCCCCAAGUCUCCGACCAUCCAUUCUUGAUCACACACGAAAGGCACUGGGCCACAUUCCUCCAUUGUCCUUGUGCCCUGCCAGUGGAGAGAGACCACAGUUCCUCAGCAAGUUUGUCCUACAGGAAGUAGAAAAGUUUGUCACGGACAUUGCUCUACAUGAAGGUCAUGUGAUCCCUGAGGGUCUACAGAUGUUAUUAUCCUUCAACCUGGCACGAGGAAAUGUCGGUGGUCUCCUUCGUACCCUCAAACUUCUUGAAGAAAAUCCAGAUACAGUUCAACCUUGUACAAAGCUGCUUAACAAAAUGUUUCAAGCAAGAGAUUUAUGCUGGGAGAAAUCAGGACAUCCACUACAGGUGAGCCUGGCCGGUACAGAUGGUGGACAGACUGACGCCAACUCCUGUGCAGAAAAUGUUCUAAAUCAGGCCUGGAGUUCUCCCCCAGUACAAACCUCUUACCUAUCGGCUGAAGGUCACACCAAGGUCAAUAUGAUUUUUAAGUCCUCCGAAUUUAUACAGCUGACAAGACUCCGAAUCAAGGUUGUGAGUGGGAUGAAGGGAGCAAGACGUGGACUGGUGUUUGUGUACAGGGACAGCAAAGAAUUUGAGAUGGCCUCCCAGAUCGAUAGAUUCCAUAUGUAUGACAACUGGGGUAGGAUCGACUACGAAUUCUGUGUCCAAGUCAGGAAUGCCAGGAAAAUUGGUAAACCAGACAACCCUGUGGCGUACUUUACAUUUGAAGAUGACUGUGAUGAAGUGGAAAUACCUGUGUCAUGGCACCCAGUUGGUCAGUAUAUCUUGGUGAAGUUCCUGGAACCAAGGCAUGAGAGUGCAAACAAGAUUGGUGUGGUUGGAGUCAAGUUCUAUGGCUUUAUACGCAAGUCAGUUCUUGUGGAUGAUGAUGAAUCUAAGGUACGCCACGCCCCCAGCUUGGAGAGGGCUAGUACCAGCCUUGACAUCAUACAGUGUGUUUUGGAGUUCCUGGUAGAUCUCUCACAAGAUCAGGCAUCCAAGCGAGGAAUAUCUGCAGGUCGCCCGGAAUAUCUGGAGUUGACUGACACACCUCUGGACACUAUCUGGGAACUGUAUAACUCCUUCAGAGAAAGGCCCGGUGAGAAAUGGCAAACCUGUUCCCUGUUGACCCUACAGCUGUUGUACUGUCUCCUGCCUGCGCUGUCCUCACUGUCUGGCGAGAGGAAGGUUGCAGCUGAGGCUCUGUUCCAACAUUUGUGUAAAGUCAUUGACGGACCGGACAAAGACAAAAGUCCAAAACUCUCCAGACUUUGUCGUCAGCUCAUCAUCGAUGGUGCUGCGGUGUUCUUUCCUGACAAAGACACCAGAAGGAAGCAGUUAUUUUGUAUGAUGCAGAAUGUUGAGAGCCUGUCGGAGGCCCCAUCUGUGAUGCUGGUUUUCCAGUCCUUGUGUCAAUUCUUCAGCUCUGUUGACCCCAGUGGACUUCUUGACCUCCCCAAAACUCCUUCAGACGUGUUGACAUUCCACAUAGAGCCGGUUCUGGAGAUAAUGGAGACCAUGAUAAAUGUGACAUUCCAUGAGUUCUGUCUGAUGAUGGAGCGUGGUCACAGUCAUGAACAAGUGGUCCACCUGCUCCAGCUCGUGUCAUCACUCCAAACAUCUCUCCUCGCCUGGGCCUGGUCACAAAUGGCCCCUGACGAGAUUGACAGUGCCAAAGGGACUCCCAGUAACUUGGCCGACAUCAAGGGAGUCUGUUCUCAGGUCACCACUCAGUACUCUGGUUUUGUGGCAGACAGAGCUACUGAAGCGUGCAAACUGAUGCAGAAAAAGGAUGUAGAAAAAGUUAGUGAGCUGAUCAGUACUGCGGAGACGUCUCUACUGGGUACAGUGGUGAGACAGCUGGUGUUGACGCUGACAUACCUUUGUGAUUAUUGUGACUCGGAGUCACGAGUUGUUCUAAUACAGAAGUUCCAGCCUCUGUCUCAGGAGCUACAGAAACUGGCCACGCUACUCCCAACGCUCUUUCCUAAUAUCAGUAGUGAGCACUGGGAUACUGUACAGACAGAGGAUAUUGUGUUACGGACUUGGGAGGUGGAAUCCUCACACAGCUAUGAAAAUAAUCAACACCUCACACAGGUUUUCAGCUGUCCAGGUGCUGAUAAAUUUAUGGUCGAUUUUGAUACCAGGUGUGAAACAGAGAGACGGUAUGACUACUUAGUAUUUACUGACGCUAAAGGUCUACAAAUGAGGUUUGACCAGAAAGUAGGCACACCCAAAUGGCCACGUCAGAUAAACUUCAGUGGACCACACCUCCAUUUCCUGUUUCACUCCGACAGCAGUAACACAGAGUGGGGGUAUAAAUUUAAGGUGACAGCGAGGGGAAGCCCAGACAUUCCUCUAUCAUGGCCUUUUGACCUUCAACUCAGCCUCACAAAGAUGCUUGGUCGAAUGUGUGGCUGUACUCUCAACUCACAUCCAUAUUCAGACAAAGACCCUCUGAUGAAUGCAGAAGAGUCUGCAGAACAGGAUGUACUCCGAAGUGAGUUAUGGACCACCCUGUUUAGGGGAGGCUACAUGGUGGGCAAAAUACAGCGGUCCCUCUCAGGAAAAUUUGUAACUGAAGACAGUGGUGGCCAUGUUCUUGAGUUCCUAUGGAAGCUUGUCAACAGAGAGGAAGAUCUACCAAACAAAUUCCUGGAAAAGUGUAGGGAGAGCAGUAAGUGUCUCCAGGUGGGCGGGGACGCCGUGGAAUCUGCAGUGGUGGCCGUGUUUGCUGCGCUGGUGUGGCACACACAACAGUUGAGGGAAGACCUCAAUAAAUAUGUGGAAGCUAAUGGAGAGGCAAUGAUCAGUGAUGGCAUCAUCCAGGCCUAUAUAUCUGCCGAGACACUCCGGACACAGCUGCUAACAUUACGUCAGCGUGCUGUCACUAACAAUGAGAAAAAGCAUGAGGAUGCCGACGACCCAGGAACUUUGUGUAGGGACAAGGCUUUAUUCCUGCUCAAGUUUGCUGGUCUCACCAAGGUUCAGCUUAAAAAUGAGUUGAGGUCUAAAGUGACAAAACAAUGGAAGAAGCUCUCCAAUCGCAAGUCAGAAAAAAUGCUGAAAGGGCUUGAUGGCUCAGACAAGUACCCGUCAUUUAGACUGGUCCUGGAGUUUGUACAGGACCCUGCCUGGACCACGGAAAGAGUGAAUCGUAUCUUACAUGAACGUUCCCAGCAUGCCAAGGCAGUGUCAGACAUUUACACAUUUGUGGCCGAGUUCAUCAGGAUUCACCAGUGUACAGAAGCCAGCCACCCCUUCCAGAUCCCAGUGGUGUUAUUCCUACAGGAGGUACUUUCUUACCAAGACGGCUUCACCAAACACUAUGCAGAUAGUCUGGAUGGGUGUGGCCUACAACAGGAGGCGCGUGUCAGACAAGCUUAUUACCUGUUGGUACGCAGACUUACCGAACCUUUCCACAGAAUGCAUCGCCAUGACCUCAACAAGAAAAUUGCACCAGCAUAUGAAUAUGUACAGGCUUGUUUACUACAUCUGUUGGACAUGGAAUGGCAGCCCUAUGAUCUGAUGUUUGUCACUGAGGUCAAACUGCCAGCCCUCUUCCUGAGUGUUGCUAAAGAAACAGUGAAGAUGCGUGACUGUACACUAAGCCAGGAGGCAGAUGAGAAAGACAUUCGCUGUUAUGAGCAGUGUAUGUUGUGGUUUGAGGAGUGUGAGAGUGGCUUUGAUCGGUGGUACAACGGCAACAAAAUGGACCACGGUUCUCGAGAGGACAGGAAGGCUGUACAAAUGUUUGUUGCACGAUUUUGUGAUCUGUUGGAUGUUGAGGUUAGCUGUGAUGGCUGUUCUGUUACCCUCCCCGGCCGACGGUACCGCUGUCUACAGUGUGUGGACAUGGAUUUGUGUGCUACCUGUUACGCCGGGGGAGUAAAACCAGAGGGAGAUCACUCAGAUGAUCAUGACAUGGUCCAUCUGGUGUACAAAUGUAAUAAAUGUCAGGCGUUCAUUGUGGGAACCAGGAUCCACUGUAAUAUAUGUGAUGACUUUGACCUCUGUUUGGGCUGCCACUCAAAGGGCAAAUUUCCCUCCGAACAUACUCCUAGCCAUGACAUCACAAAGUUCCCUAUGAUCAAAUUGCGGCCAUCGCAGGACUCUGACUCCCUUAUCCAAGCAUACAUUCACCAACAUGUCUGGCUGUUGUUUACGGUGCUGGCCCUCUCUACGGGCGACAUCAUCCACGCUGACAGUCCUAGCAGUAUGGUAGACAGCGACUACGUCAAACUGGCCGCCAACCUUCAGCAAGAAUGUAUAGAUAUUGUUACCCACUGUCUACAGCAGGUCCCCGAUGAUGCUGAAGAUAGUACCAAGGAAGUGUUACAGGGAGGCCUGCUACGUCUGGAGACACGACAAGAACAGGCCUUCGCCAUCCACUCCCAGGAGAGAAUCAUGGGAUUACUUGGUGCCAUGAUUCCACAAGAUCACAAGAUCUCAUCGGCUGGUGUUACAUAUAACUUCACCACAGAUCAGUUCAUUCAUCUGCUCUUCAAGAUUGCCAAGGGGGAGAGUGGACAUGAAGUCAACACUCGACACCUGGCCAUGGGGCUACUUGGACCACUGCUGACCAAGUGUGCCCCAAAGGUUGCUGAUGAAUCUGUCAAGAACACCCAAGGAGCAAUCACAAAACUGGACAACUACAUUGAGGGUCAGAGGACCAUUCAAUACCUCUUCUCUUUUGGGGCAGACUGUCUAGAAAAGUGUGGACUUGAGUGGGCAUGCUCCGUGGCCCGGAUCCUCCAAAACCUGUACAGUUCCUCGGAUUGGCGGUCAGUUAUCCACCAUCAUCUGACUACGUGUGUACAGUCCUUGACUGCACUGCUAGAUCUACCUUCCAUAUUCGCCCUUUUUGUAAUGGCAGGCUUUCCAGAGGUGCUGACCAUUGGAACACUUGUCCAGUACAAUCAUAUGGAUAUGGAGAAAAAGAAAGGAGUGGUUCUAAAACACUACCCUGACAAGUACCAGACCCUCAUCAUCGACAUCAAGACUCGCAAACGUCAUACGGUACAGGACAAAUUUGUAGACUGCCUUUCAUUAGUGGCUGACACCUGGGAUACAGAUCAUGUGACCUUGUUUAUCAACACAAUCCAGACUAUAGUUAGUAACAUAAGAGCUGAAGAGAAGGUGUUACUGGAGACAGUUUGGGUCCUGUCUCUGUGUCUCAAGGUUCUCAACAACAAUGUCAAGUCUAUGGAGAACUGUAUGGUGGACAGUUUGUUUGAGCCAGGCUUUAUACAGUGUCUGGUGCACCUGGCUAGUAAGGGUACAGAGUUCAGUCAACAGUGGCUCCUAAAGGAUCUGGAGGUACUGUCUCUGAUGUUAUACACAAAUGAAGGAGUAGGUGCUUCACACAAACGCAGCAAGGCCUUAUCCUACCCAGAACAGCUGGCUGCAGCUUUGGAGAAACGCACCAAUCAAAAGCGUGGUUCUGGAGACAAGAACUUUUUAAAUGAUAGUGACAAUGACAACUUGUCAUAUCUUUCAUCAUCUUCAUCAUCAUCGAGCUAUAACAGCGGUGCAGACAGCAGUGAUGACGAGACGGAAACAACAAACAUCAAUGACACUUUUCCUGACCUUGAUCAGAGGACAAAAGUUAUGUUUGAGACACUUCACAGCGACCUGAAGGUGCCGUAUGAUGUCCUGCGUGCCAUAUUUGACAUGCAUGAUAAGAACCCUGAUGAUGUAGUGAAGGCAAUAGUCGAGAACUUAGAAAACUCACCUAUGACUGCCAAAGAAGAUAUCAAACGACUCAGCCAGAAAUGGGAGUCUAUUGCACAUACAAAAAGUCCCGAGGUCACCCAAAUGGCGAGUGUGACAGACAAGGUGAUAGACACUGGAAUACAUUACCACCCAGCCAUGAAGCAGACACCGAGGACAAUAGAGAAAGCAACAGAGGAGAGCGGAGAAACACAGAAACUGAUUCGUGCUCCAGACAAUGAUAUAGAGGACGACAUUCACAAACAACAGCGUACAAAAAGUGCAGAACUACUGAAGCAGGAGCUGGAGAAACAGGGGAAGGCUGGAUCAACAGACUACCUGUACAAAGUCAACAUGGCCAUGUCUGUUUUGUAUGCUCGCCAAGUCCUCAUUAGUCUCCUCGCUCAAUGGCCCGACUCUGGACAUGUCAUCUCGGCACAGUUACUAGGCUGCAAGGAUGUACAGCAGAUACCGUGUGUGCUGGACCUUCUCAACAAGAUGGAGAGCAGAGAAUGCUUCCAGCAGGUCGUAGAGAAGGUGAUACGUAACUGUGAGACUGACAGUCUAGUACCCAUUGCCAGUACAGCCGGACAGUUUAUGGAGGAGGUCACGCUGUCCUCCAUUACCCAUGAAUCUGAACACAACUGUCGACACAUCGCGGAUGUUAAAAAAUCCAUCCAGUUACCUGGGGCCUCUUAUCUCCAGGUGACAUUUGAUAGCAAGUGUGCAGUGCGUGACACCGACGAUGUCUUGGUAGUGUCCUCCUCCUCCAAUAUGGAUGCAAAUAAACAUGAGUUCACUGGCCCUGCAAGUUCUAACUGGACCAACAUGAGAAUUCCAGGUGAUACGCUACACUACUCAUUCAAGAGCAGCAGGGAUUCUCUAGUCCGAGUGCCAUUGUGGGGAUACAAGUUCACUGUGGCUGCCGGCACACGAGACAGCUUCGAAACUGGAUAUGCCAUUCUUAACAGAGUUCUUUCUACAAACUUAGCCCUGGCACUUCCUCUCAGUGACCUGUGGCAGAUCCUGGUGUAUGUUGCCACCAAACAGACUGGUAGUCAGCGGCUCAAGGCUGUCCAGCUUUUACUGAAGAUUGUUGGUACUCAGCACAGAACGGCAAGCAGCUCAAAGUUGACCCUUGACCUCAGCUUGUUGAAGCCAUUAUGGCAGUUAUACAAUCAAAUGACCAAACAGGAAGUGGAUAGUAACAUAGUGCUGCCACCUGUUGUUAGAGCCCUGACAGAACUCUUCCUCCAGGUGGAGUCCCUAGCAAUGGAAUGGGACAUGGUGACGGAGUACUUACUCUCCAUACAGGACAUUGACGAGAUCCGUAAGGUGGUACGACAGGGGAUUAUGAAUGUAGCUGCUGUGAGCCGUAUGAUUGGCUACUACAACUCUGCAGUUGAGCUGGUGACAAUGAUGAAGAAGAAGAAAACAACAACAACAACAUCACACACACCAUUUACUCCGGCCACAACCAAUACAUCCAAUAUCAACAAAGUAAAGGGAGACAACAACCAGGAUGUGGAUUUAUAGUGGCUGUGGUACCAGUUACUAUCGGCAACAACCAGGAUGUGGAUUUAUAGUGGCUGUGGUACCAGUUGCUAUCGACAACAACCAGGAUGUGGAUUUAUAGUGGCUGUGGUACCAGUUGCUAUCGACAACAACCAGGAUGUGGAUUUAUAGUAGCUGUGGUACCAGUUACUAUCGACAACAACCAGGAUGUGGAUUUAUAGUAGCUGUGGUACCAGUUACUAUUGACAACAACCAGGAUGUGGAUUUAUAGUAGCUGUGGUACCAGUUACUAUUGACAACAACCAGGAUGUGGAUUUAUAGUGGCUGUGGUACCAGUUACUAUCGACAACAACCAGGAUGUGGAUUUAUAGUAGCUGUGGUACCAGUUGCUAUCGACAACAACCAGGAUGUGGAUUUAUAGUAGCGUGUCAGCAUUUUCUCUGGCCACAACCAAUACAUCCACUAUCAACAAAGUAAAGGGAGAUAACAACCAGGAUGUGGAUUUAUAAUAGCUGUACAUGUGGCACCAUUUACUCCGGCCACAACAAAUAUAUCCACCAUCUACAAAGUAAAGGGAGACAACUGGAUGUGGAUUGAUGUCAUUGUCAUCAUAUAUAAUUGUCUCCAUGCCUGACAUCUGUUGUGAUAACUAUCAGAUAUUAACCUAGUCCAUUGGAAGUUGGCCUGUUUACUGUUGUGAUGUUAACUUUUGCUUCUCGUACACAAUGUAAUGUUUCCAACCCAAAAUAACUAUAUUACAUGGGGAGAUUAAAACCAACAAUUUUGAAACUGGGAGGCCAUGACCUGCCCUUGGGUAGGAUUGUUCUGUGAUACAUUGUGAUUGUUACGUCACAUGGCAUCUGAUUGUUGUGAUAAAUUAUAUGCAUAUAUUUAUAGUAUAUCAUCAAUAAUUGUUAUAAUUUCAUGCAUCAAGCUAGAGACUCCAUACAUAUUACAGCCAACAGUCUAGAAAAUCUUCAAGAAAGUGCUAAAACCUCAUAUCAAUUAUAGCUCCCAUCCUACACCAAGAUUUAAUCAUGUUAAGAGUUACUGGAUAAGUGAGAAAUCAAUAAAAGGUCUGGUUUCUCACUUAACAAUGUAUUUUAAUCAAAUUAAUUAGAUAAUAUCAAUAACCUUGUAAAGACGUACACACAAGUUCAGGUAAAAUAUGAAACAAGUAGAAGCCAGGCACUGAGAUUAGAAUAUGUGUGUUCUAUCAAACAAUUAAGAAACAAAACAAAAUCGUGAGUUAAAGUACACUCUACUAUAGAAUUAUGCAAUGCAUUUAAUUGAUUCCAUCAGAUUUGAUGUGAAAUUCUUAAACCUGCUCUGAAAGAUACAGUUUGCUAAAAGAACUGAUCAUAUCUCACUUCUUAGUGACAUAUUUAAACUUUUGUCGAUUUUAAAUGUUUGUUGAAGUGAGAGAUAUGUUAUUAACAGGUUCCAUUACAGAAGUGAUCUGAACAUGGUAAAUAGGUAUUGUACAAGAUAUUUGUUUGUUUUUUAUCGAGAGUUUUAAGUAAAUGAAUCCUCAAAUGACAGAACUACCACUUUGUCCUGCGUUUGGUGGAUACAUAUCCUUAACAGAAUAUAUCAUAUAUCAUAGAGAUUUGUACACAAGGUUAUUACUAACUGUAAAUUGUAUUUAUACCUUUUAAAUGUACAAUAAAUUGAUGAAAUGAUGGUUUGCACUC